Molecule: messenger RNA, 664 nt
Organism: Andrographis paniculata
Lineage: Eukaryota; Viridiplantae; Streptophyta; Magnoliopsida; Lamiales; Acanthaceae
Exons: 1
Coding region: 45-479 (144 amino acids)
Molecular function (GO): calcium ion binding
Source: RefSeq, a predicted model, not a curated record
GUAGGAAUAAAGAAAAAAACGAAUACUUAUAAAAAAAAAAGAAAAUGGGAGUGGUUAUCAUCGACGGUUCGACGGUGCGCACCUUCGUCGACGACGCGGCGCAGUUCGAGAAGAGCGCCGGCGAGGCCUUCGCCGCCCUGGACCUCAACAACGACGGCGUCCUCUCCAGAUCGGAGCUCCGGCGAGCCUUCGAGUCGCUGAGGCUAAUCGAGUCUCAUUUCGGACUCGACAUCGCCACGCCGCCGGAGGAACUCACGAAGCUCUACGACUCAAUCUUCGAGAAAUUCGACUGCGACAAGAGCGGGACGGUCGACCGGAAAGAGUUCGACGACGAGCUCCGGAACAUCCUCCUUGCCAUCGCCGACGGAUUGGGGUCGAAUCCGAUACAGAUGGCUCUCGAAGACGACGACCAGAGCUUCCUCAAGCAGGCCGCCGACUUCGAAGCCUCUAAGCUUUCUUCUCCGAAUCCGAAACCCUAAUCCCCAAAUUUUCAGAUCUGAUUUGAUCAGAUUUUGAUCCGACGGCUACAGUUCGUCGGUGGUUAUUGGUGUUGAUUUGCUUUUUGUAUUGUGUUAUGUAUUAUGAUUAUGUCCUGUAAUUGUAAUCAAUAAAUCAAUGAUGAAUCAAUCAUCAAAUGAAAACAAAAAAAAAGACUUAUCUUUAA